GUAGGAAAAGCUGUCGAAGUCGCUAUUAAUGCAGGCUACAAACAUAUCGAUUGUGCGUGGAUCUAUGGUAAUCAGGUGGAGAUUGGCGAGACUCUCAAGCAAUUGUUUUCAGCUGGUCACGAAAGGGAAAACAUCUUCAUAACGUCGAAGGUGUGGAACACCUUCCACUCAGCUCCUGCUUGUAAGAAGCACGUAGUGGAAAUCCUUGAUCAACUGCAGUUGAAGUGUAUCGACUUAAUGCUCAUUCAUUGGCCAUUCGGCUUUGAGGAAGGUGGCGAUCCUUUUCCAAAGAUACCGGGCACUGACAAUACGAAGCCUUCAAGUGAAGAUUACGUGACAACCUGGAAAGUGCUGGAGGAUUUUGUCAAAGAGGGCAAGAUUCGAAGCAUUGGCAUUUCGAAUUUCAACCACAAGCAAAUCGAGCGGUUAAUCGCCAACAGCACUAUAAAGCCGUCUGUUCUACAGGUGAUGACAGCGUUAGGAUAG
Molecule: messenger RNA, 486 nt
Organism: Angiostrongylus costaricensis
Lineage: Eukaryota; Metazoa; Nematoda; Chromadorea; Rhabditida; Metastrongylidae
Source: the annotation of a GenBank genome assembly